AAAAUCUAUCUUACACCCCGGGGUGUAAGAUGACUCUCGUGCUUUAAAUGACGUAUUACGAACUACAUAUAUGUAGAAGAUUUAUGUAGUUAUUUAUAUUUUAUUUCGAAAAACGGAAUAAAAAUCCAGUACCUUGACAGUUCCUCUUUAUUCCUGAUAGUAUAUUUCUCGAUUCAAAACACGUUAUUUUAUCAAAAAUCCAUAACGUCACUCUGCAAUUGAUCAAACAAAACCAGAACUAAACAUUGUUAUUUGUCUUUGAAACGUCAUAACGUCUUUCCUGUUUACGGACGUUGCUUUCCCGCGCUUUGUUUAAAUACGCUGCUAUAGCAUGCAGUAUAUAUGCGUUAAAAAGGUAUAUGGCUGGCGGUGUAUGCAGGAGCAAGGCUCGCAUGAAUGGCAAAACAGUGCUUAUAACUGGAGCUAAUGCAGGCAUAGGCAAGGAGACAGCUAAAGAUCUGGCACGCAGAGGUGCACGAGUUUUACUAGCAUGUCGUGAUAAGUCAAAAGCAGACAGAGCAGCUGAAGAUAUUCGGAAGUCGACCGGCAAUAAAAAUGUAGUUGUGUACAUCCUUGACCUUGCUUCUUUGAAGUCCAUCCGUCAGUGUGCAAAUGAAGUUCUGUCAAAGGAGCCCAAGCUUGAUGUUCUUAUCAAUAAUGCGGGUGUAUUUGGGGCACCGCGCAGAAAGACUGAGGACGGUUUUGAAAUGCACUUUGGAACAAAUCAUCUUGGAACUUUCUUAUUUACAAAUCUCUUACUGGAUCUUCUGAAGAAAUCGGCACCAAGCAAAAUCGUCAAUGUGUCUUCACGUGGACAUGAAAGAGCGCAGAUAGAUUUUGAAAAUUUAAAUGGUGAGAAGAAUUAUUCCUUUAACGGAGCAUAUGAGCAGAGUAAACUUGCCAAUGUCCUCUUCACACGUGAACUGAACAAACGCUUACAAGGAACGAACGUGACAGCAAAUUAUUUACAUCCCGGAGUUGUAGAUACAGGGAUGAUUGGAUUCAAAGAUAAUUGCGGUUUUGCGAUGAGAAUCUUCCUGAACGUGGUUUAUUACGGCUUCUUCAAGUAUAUUAUGAAAAGUGCAGUCCAGGGAGCUCAGACCACUAUAUAUUGUGCUGUGGACCCUGACCUAGAUAAUGUUUCUGGAAAAUAUUUCAGCGACUGCGCUAUGAAGAAGGAAGUGCCACAAGCCCUGGACAAUGAAGUUUCAGCAAAAUUAUGGAAAGUGUCAGAAGAAAUGGUUAGGCUAUGACUGAAACCAUAGUAAUUUAAAAGGAGGUGUGUGU
This is a messenger RNA of Mercenaria mercenaria, 1287 nucleotides long. RefSeq names its product retinol dehydrogenase 14-like. The record is from RefSeq and is a predicted model, not a curated record. NCBI's taxonomy places the organism in Eukaryota, Metazoa, Mollusca, Bivalvia, Venerida, Veneridae. The transcript is spliced from 7 exons. The coding region runs from base 360 to 1253 and encodes 297 amino acids.